Oryctolagus cuniculus (rabbit) is the source of this 2692-nucleotide messenger RNA. NCBI's taxonomy places the organism in Eukaryota, Metazoa, Chordata, Mammalia, Lagomorpha, Leporidae. The record is from RefSeq and is a predicted model, not a curated record.
UGGCUGUGUGGUCACAAGGGCCGGGUUCUGUGAGCCGGGGCUCCGUGGCCCUGGCCAGUCAGUGCCGGGGGCCUCACCAUGAGCCACGCAGAGCUCAUCGGGUCUACAAACCUCAUCAUUCUGCUGGAGGAUGAGACUUUUGCCGAUUUUUUCAACACAUUCCUUUCCCUGCCGGUCUUUGGGCAGACGCCAUUCUAUACUGUGGAGAAUUCACAGUGGAGCCUGUGGCCAGACAUACCUUACGACUUGAUUGCCAAGUACAAAGGACUGUUGACCUGGUUGGAGAAAUACCGGUUACCUUUCUUCUGUAAAACAAACUUGUGCUUCCACUACAUUCUCUGCCAGGAGCUCAUCAAUUUCAUCAAAUCCGCAGAAGGAGCCAAGAUGAUGAGGUGGAAGACGGCAGACCAGUGGCUGCUCCAGAAGUGCGCUGGUGGGGUCCGGGGCAUGUGGCGCUUCUGCUCCUACCUCAAGGGCAGUGCAGGGGAGGAGCUGGUGGAUUUCUGGAUCCUUGCUGAGAAGAUCCUAAGCCUGGAUGAGACAGACCCGGAGGUGGAGGACCACUACCUGUCCCUUCUGCUGGCGCUGAAGGCCACCCACCUGCAGGAGGGCUCCCGCGUGCUGACGCUCUGCAACGUGAACAUCAAGUCCCUGUUGAACCUGUCCAUCUGGCAUCCCCACCAGUCGACCACGCGGAGGGAGACCCUCGGCCACAUGCAGAAGGUGGCGCUCUUCAAGCUGCAGAGCUACUGGCUCCCCAACUUCUACACGCACGCCAAGGCGGCGCUGGCGCGCGAGGAGGCCUGCCGCGGCCUGCUGCAGGAGUACGAGGGCCGCCUGGGCAGCGUGGGCUGCGCGCGCGCCGGCGGGCUCCCUCUGAACAUGAGCAUCCGGAAGGGCUUCCCCUCGCAGAGGCGCUACUCCAGCAGGGCGUCCAAGAGGAAGCUGUGGCUGCAGCUGGACCCCAGCGCCCAGUCCCUGGAGAUGGAGCCCCGGCCGGACGCGGGCGAGGCGCGGCCGCCGGCGACGCUGGGUCUGCACGCGCCGCCCUCCGCAGAGGUGGUCUCGGAGCAGACGGCCGCCCGGUCCCGGGAGAAGGACCUCGCGCCUGCCCGGAAGCCCAGCGCGAAGAAGAAGGCCGCGGGCCACCUGCGCAUGGAGGGCCUCUUUGAGACCAAGUUCUCCACGCACCUGCGCACCGCCACCCCCAUCAUCAGCCACCCCUCCCAGGUGACCGUCAGGGGAGCGUCCAGGCAGAGCCUGCCCUGCGCCUACACCCACUGGGCCCUGUGUGCCGACGCCUGUGCCGGGGGGCCCUUCCGGGACUACCUGAGGAAGAUGAGGCUGACGGUGGAGGCCCAGCUCCUGGGCCUGUGGCAGGACCUGCACCACUUCCUCAGCGUCCUGAUGAGCAACAGGGCGACCGGCAGGGCCGCCUUCCGCCACGUGCUGAGCGACCGGAUCUGCGAGCUCUACCUGAGCGAGCAGAGCCGCCCGCGCCUGCCGCUCAGGCCGCAGACCCUGCGGGGCCUGAGGGAGCUGCUGCCCUCCGGAGACGUGAACCCCUGGAUUCCCAAGGCCCAGAAGGAGAUCUGCAAGGCCCUCAGCCCCUGGUAUGACGAGUUCCUACACGAGGAUGACUACUGGUUCCUCAACUUCACGACUCAGAGCAGGUUGGUCAAGACCCGGUGGCGUAAAAGAGCGGCCAUGAGCAUGGAAGAGAGCACCUUCCUGUACAAGAGGACCCAGGAAGCCCUGGUGCUGAGCCAGGCGCUGGCCAACCUGGAGGAGAUGGACGCGGCGCAGUGGCGGCGGCUGGCGGCCGAGGACCUGCGGCAAGGCGGCUCUCUGCAGCUGGAAGUCAGGGCGCCGGUGUUCCUGGCAGACUUCAGCAAAAUGAGCUUCCAGGAGCUCUGCUUGAAGAACCCGAAGGCAGCCAUUGAGAAGAUGAGUGAUGACUACAAAGCCUACUGUGAACUGGCGCCCCCUGCAGAUUUCCCGAUGGAGAUCAUCAGGGAGCCAAGGAAAGCGCACGCCCCCAGGAAGAUGUCCUUCAAGAAGGCCGGCAUCAGGAAGCCGUCCAUGCGACCCAGAAACCUGACGGAGAUCCUGCUGAGCACCCAGCACCUGGAGUUCUUCAGGGAGUUCCUGCGGGACCGCAAGGCCGAGAGCCCGCUGCAGUUCCUGGUCGCCGUGCAGAAGCUCAGCUCGGAGACCAACGAGAAGCUCUACAAGUCCGCCCUGGACAGCAUCGUCAAGACCUUCUUCCACAGCAAGCUGCCGCCCGAGGAGGUGCUACAGUGCAGUGCCCCGAUCGUCAAAGAAGUUGCCCACAUGCGCCACAUCAGCACCACCACGCUGCUCAUGCUGCAGGGCUACAUCAUGAAGUCCCUGGAAGAGAAGUGGCUGAAAGAUUACCAGGAGCUGUUCCCGCCCCGGCCCCAGGAGGUGGACCCUGAGCUGCCAGCCGCGCCCAGGAAGCCCUCCAAGACCACGGCGGCCGCGGCGACCACAGCUUACUUCCAGGAUUCCCAGGUCAGUGAGGAGAGCACAGGACUUCCCCACUGGUCCUGGCCCCAGCUGCGCUCUGCUGGGCCUUCAGUCCCCAUUGGACAAAGGAGGGCUCUCAACUCAGGAACUCCAACCUCAAGAACCAAAGAAGCCCCUCCCCCACCCCCAGCACACCCCAUGA